Messenger RNA from Labrus mixtus (cuckoo wrasse), 2308 nucleotides. It is a transcript of the gene rragcb, whose product is annotated as Ras-related GTP binding Cb. Lineage: Eukaryota; Metazoa; Chordata; Actinopteri; Labriformes; Labridae. Gene Ontology annotation, molecular function: GTPase activity; GTP binding. The coding region runs from base 347 to 1480 and encodes 377 amino acids. Gene Ontology annotation, cellular component: nucleus; lysosome; Gtr1-Gtr2 GTPase complex. The transcript is spliced from 7 exons. The record is from RefSeq and is a predicted model, not a curated record. Gene Ontology annotation, biological process: cellular response to amino acid stimulus; positive regulation of TOR signaling; regulation of autophagy.
GGGAAUGUCUAACUUGUGACAAGGCUUGUUUUUUUUUUUUUUUAACAAUAAAUUCAGUGUUCCUGCCUUGCUCGAUUCAUAAACCGACAUUACAGUUAUCCAACCUCUUUGUUUUUAAUUUUUAUUUUUAAAUGUAAGCGGAUACGUCACGUUCCUGACGCAGCUUUUUUUACUAUUUAAUCACCUUUCUCAAGCUGUUAGCAACAUUAGCUUGCCAUGCAUGCGAGCUUGUUGCGAAAGUCAUCGACAACAACAUUCCUGUCUGGAUUAUAAAGUCAGUAAUCUGAGAGGUUAUCGUACUGACUGGCUUCAGGAAGAGAGAGGAGGCCGGGUAGAGUAACACAGGAUGUCUAUACAGUACGACGAGCCCACAUUAACGGGGAGUUACGGUGUUGUGGGGUCUUUUCCUAAAAGUUUUGGUUAUGGGGUUGAAGUGCCAGACAUGGAGGAGAUCUCCUCAUCAGCUGACAAACCCAGGAUCCUGCUGAUGGGACUCAGGCGGAGUGGAAAGUCCUCCAUCCAGAAGGUUGUUUUCCACAAGAUGUCGCCCAAUGAGACGCUUUUCCUCGAGAGCACAAACAAAAUCUACAAAGACGACAUCUCGAGCAGCUCCUUCGUCAACUUCCAGAUCUGGGACUUUCCCGGCCAGGUGGACUUUUUCGACCCCACGUUUGACAGCGAGAUGAUCUUCAAGGGAACCGGCGCUCUGAUCUUUGUCAUCGACGCUCAGGACGACUACGUCGAAGCUCUCGGGCGGUUACAUCUCACCGUUUCUAGAGCGUACAAAGUGAAUCCGGACAUCAACUUUGAGGUGUUCAUCCACAAAGUAGACGGUCUGUCAGACGACCACAAAAUAGAAACACAAAGAGACGUUCAUCAGAGGGCCAACGAUGAUCUGGCUGACGCUGCUCUGGAGAAGCUUCACCUCAGCUUCUACCUAACCAGCAUCUACGAUCACUCCAUAUUCGAGGCCUUCAGUAAAGUGGUCCAGAAGCUCAUUCCUCAGUUACCGACGCUGGAAAACCUUUUGAACAUUUUCAUAUCUCAUUCUGGGAUCGAGAAAGCGUUCUUGUUCGAUGUCGUCAGUAAGAUCUACAUCGCCACAGACAGCUCUCCUGUCGACAUGCAGUCCUAUGAAAUCUGCUGCGAUAUGAUCGACGUCGUCAUCGACGUCUCCUGCAUUUACGGGCUGAUGGAGGAUGGCAGCGGCUCUGCCUACGACAAAGAGUCUUUGGCCAUCAUCAAGCUCAACAACACUACAGUGCUUUAUCUGAAAGAGGUCACAAAGUUCCUCGCUCUGGUCUGCAUCCUCAGAGAGGAGAGCUUCGAGAGGAAAGGUCUGAUAGAGUAUAACUUCCACUGUUUCCGAAAAGCCAUCCAUGAGGUGUUUGAGGUGGGCGCCUCGACUCAGUGUGUCGGCCCGUCGCACAACAACCUGACCGGCCUGAAGUACGCCUCCGUCAACGGAAACGCUCUCUAAAAAGGCCGAGCGGAGACAACACACAGGUGGGACCAUGUGGAGAGAAAAAAAAGUAUCCUGUCAGACAAACGAUGCCUUUCUGUGUGAAGCUUAAUUCUGAAAGAAGCUGAGCUGCAGAUGAACUCUUAUCGACGGACGAUGAAUCUGAUCUACCCGCUCGCUCGUCCUCUCUCUGAAAAAGGGGGUCAAAGUUCAGUUGUUCAGACUCAUCUGUCGAGGAGAGAGAAGCAAAAAAAAAUGUUUUUUUUUAAAACAGCUCUCUGAGCAUUUUCCUGUAUUUAAAUAUCAAUGAAUUCAUUCAGCUGUGUUUACCUUCUUGGCCAGUUAAUUCAGUGUACUCUGCAAAAUGUUGACGAGCUCGAUGUCAAACUGAGAAACAUGGACCUCAGCUCGACCGGUAUUUCCAUGAACUCCACUUUACACUAAACCAAUGUGAUCCAUGUUCCUGCAUAUUUAACCUUCAGAUAUGGACUGCUGUGAGGGGAUUUAACCAGCACCGUGUUUCUUCUUCUCUGUGCUUCUGUUGAUAAGAAACGUCUCCCCGCAGACGGGACGCGUGCCAGUGACACCAUUAGAGCUUUUGAUCAACAGGCUAAAAGGGCCAAAAAAAAACAACCAAUCAAAUCCUUUUUCCUCUGACAUCCUGCGUCGACUUCUUCUAGGUGAUGAAUGUUUAAACCAAAUUCUCUUCUCAGAGUUUCAGUUUGUAGCAAAUGUUUUUACGUUCCUCGUUUAGUGUGCGCGCGGGACCCGAGUAAUGAUUCAGACACCAGGAUGAUUUGUUUUUUUGUUAUUGUACAUAAUUCUUGAAUAAAAUAUGUUUCUUAA